Messenger RNA from Actinia tenebrosa (Australian red waratah sea anemone), 2077 nucleotides. RefSeq names its product somatostatin receptor type 2. The record is from RefSeq and is a predicted model, not a curated record. NCBI's taxonomy places the organism in Eukaryota, Metazoa, Cnidaria, Anthozoa, Actiniaria, Actiniidae. Gene Ontology annotation, molecular function: G protein-coupled receptor activity. Gene Ontology annotation, cellular component: plasma membrane. Gene Ontology annotation, biological process: G protein-coupled receptor signaling pathway.
UUACUGARAAAAGCCGACUUAUUCCUUCAAAACAACAUUCCAAAACCGCCUGCUUAUAACAGAAUUGAACUUCCCAAUGCAAUAGAGUCUAGUUAUCUCGAAGUAUAAUUUUCUAUAAUUUGAGUUCGUAGACACAACAUUAGCGGUUCCUUGAUAGCCAUCUAUGUAUAUAUGUAAUUGUAUUUAGACAUACAUGGUUUUCAAGAUAUURUUGUACCACAAAAGGCUUGAAUGCUUUGCUCUUAACCAUCUGCCCAGGAAUGGUCAAAUGGUGUGUCCAAUUAAUGUAUACAUGUAGAUAUCCCAUGUAGAUAUCCCAAGUGACUKUCUAACAAGACUAAGGUAUGAUGACACUUCUGGAAGAGUCGCUUUGGUCUUCAGCUUACGGCAUUAUUGCUGUUUUCGUCAUCGUGGGCAACAGCUUGUCAAUCUACCUCUUUGUUGGUAACCUACGCCUCAGACGCAUGCGCACAACAAUUUUGUUAUUAAAUCUCUCUAUUGCGGAUUUGAUAGUUGGUUCAGURACCCUCCCAAUGUAUAUGGCACUAACAUGGCCUGGAACAAACUACGCUCUUCAACAGAAUCCAGGGUUUUAUAUGUCCUUCAUUUGCAUUGAUGUACUAACUGGUUUUGGGAGUGUUUUUGGGUUGACUGUGAUUGCGCUSGAGAGAGUCUACUCCGUGUUUCUUCCUCAUCACCAUAGAAGAGCCAAAAGAAAAAUGUACUUGGCAAUGAUCGUGUUAAUAUGGGGCCUGACCGUGAUACAGACUCUAUUAAGGGUUCUCUUUGAUUUAGAAGUCAUUUCGUUGGAAGGAUUCUUUAGUUGUGUCAUGAUUUCUCUCACCGUGUCGCUCAUAAUAAUCUGCGUCGCCUAUAUCGCUGUGUGGAUUAAAGUCAACAUCAAACAACCACGUCAAGUGAAUCGAGCAACACUCAAUGACCACAAGACCGAGAACAAACUUGCUGUGACUUUGGCAAUCAUCACUGUUAUUUUUAUCUUUACAUGGAUUCCUUUUCAUAUUCUGAAUAUCACCAUGUUCUUCUGCGUCGAAUGCCGAUCGCUUCCCAUCAAAUACGUCAACUUCUUCAAGUUACUUCACUACAGCAAUAGUUUGAUUAACCCUCUAGUCUAUUCCUCAAGGUUUCCUGAAUUCAAGCGAACUCUCAAAACUAUGUUCUGCUGUCAAUCAUCGGCAGUUCAACCAAUGGUGUCCAACAACAUGGAACAGAGUCAGAGCCACUUGUCUGUGACACCUUAUCUUCGCCAAGGGCGUGUAUCGAUUAUAAGCAUGUGAAGAAUGAACUCGUACAUUGCUAUUAAAGUAGAGGAAAAGAAAGGGGGAAAUUUAGCUUUCCUUUCAACCAUUUUCCAUUCUUGAUUCUCUUGUUUCCAAUCCAAGAUUAARAAUUCAUAAGGUACGCUAAAGGCAACAGGGAGCUCACUUUGGAUAAAAAAGAUUUAAAAAAAAUGUUUUAUAGGCCAUUUGCAGGACAUAACCAUGUGACUGUUGCUGGGUGGGCAAAAAAAUUUGGACUUUCUUUAUCUAAAUAACUUCUGCUGGAUUGAUAAUGUCAUAUCCAAAACCUUUUUWAAAAAAUACUUUCUCUUAUAAGAUAUUUGUUCGCGAUCCRGCAGAGAGCGCCUUCCCCAAGGGACCUUUGGCUGAGUUGAAUGGUUAUCAAAUCAAUUUAUCAGCACGUGACUGUUUGAUGCGCGAUGAGCCUAUUUGGAGGCCAAAAUGAUGUAGUMAAUUAACUCAAGUAAACGCGGGAAAACCAAGCUAAAAAUAGCACAAGGAGAUCAUAAGUCCAUGCAUAACUUGCUAACAUACCAUGAGCCUUUGCGGUGGUUACUUUAUCUUUUAUUUCGUGCAGCAUAUACAGUUUUGAAUAUGUCGUAAAUGUUUUGCAAGAUUAAACUGUUAUUGUUCUGGAUUUUUCUAGAUGUUCUCUAUAAACCUAUCAAAUCCAUGGAUUACAAGUAUUAAAACACUAACAAAUACCUAGUCUGGCUAAAAUAAACUUCAGUUAGUUUUAGAAGAAAAAGACCUAAGUCAUCUUGGUGUGCAAUGUUUAC